Messenger RNA from Liolophura sinensis, 3348 nucleotides. RefSeq lists its product as uncharacterized. The coding region runs from base 116 to 1999 and encodes 627 amino acids. Lineage: Eukaryota; Metazoa; Mollusca; Polyplacophora; Chitonida; Chitonidae. The transcript is spliced from 5 exons. The record is from RefSeq and is a predicted model, not a curated record.
GAGUCGGUCAGAGUUCGGGAGGAAAGCGACACGUGCGGCUGGCUGAUUCCUGAAGCACAGGCUGCUGCCGAGCAGAGUGGAACCACCGAAAGAGGACGCGUUAUCAGCUGAAUGCAUGGAUCUCAGAAAAACAAUGGAAGGCUUUUGUAAAACGUAUGUUUAUAUUGUUAUCCUGUUCCUUGUGGGAGCAAAUGGCAGGGCAUUGAAUGAGGUGGAGCAGAGAAAAGUUGACAGGUUUGUGCUGGAUUCUAUGAACUGUGGACGAAUCCCGGCGAUAAACCUCGGUUUGGUACGGGAUGGGCAAAUCGCGCUGACCAAGGGCUACGGGACAGCGGACGCGCGGGACAGGAUCAGAACAACUGACUCCACGGUCUUCUGUCUGGCCUCCCUCACCGAGGCUUUUACUGCCCUCACACUGGGGAAACUACUCAGCCGUAAUGACAGUUACUCCUGGGACACGCCUGUGAAAGAGUUUCUUGGAGAAGACUUCCGAUUGGGGAAUAAGUACAUCACGAAUCACGUUACCCUUCGAGAUCUCGUGUCACACAGAACUGGGCUAGCCGGCGGUGAUGGUAUUAUACUCACCAAGGGAAUGGGUCAAAGCGAACUGAAAAACCGUUUGUUUUUCAUGGAAUCGCACACUGGAUUCCGUGCCAAGCAAACUGAGAGCAAAAUUCUGUUCACUCUCGUACAAGCUGCUUUGGAGGCCAUAGGUGGAAAGCCCUGGGACUUAUUGGUAAAAGAACACCUCCUCAACCCCAUCGGCAUGACGUUAACGAAGUUUCUCCACGAGGCCGAGCCGAGCUACCGGAAGUUUGCUGUCCCUAUGAUAAAAGUCAACGGGAAUCUCACUCACGUUCCUUGGGACGCCGUCAACUCCAUCAACCUUGCCGGUUCUGCCGGGUCUCUCUGUUCCACCGCUUACGACAUGAGCAAGUGGAUCGAUUUCCUCCUAAAAGACGGCAAAAACCUUCGAGGCCACACCGUCGUUCGAAAAGACAUUCUAGCAGAGCUCUUCGAACCUGUCACCAUAUUGGAUAAGUCCAACGACGUUCGAUCUGACGAUUUCAACCAACCAGGCACAACCGUAUCAUACAGUGAAAACCGCGCGGGGUUAGGGUGGACACUGGGGUCUUACAGAGGUUACAAGACAGUGUCCAAAAGAGGGUCAUGGCUUGGGUACGAGUCUCAGCUGACCAUGAUACCUUCUCGACGCGUUGGCGUUUUCACUUCGUUCACCGGUCAGACCGGAAACAAAGCGGAUGCCAUAAAAUCCCUCAUCAGCGUUUAUGCCCUCGACAUUCUGCUGGACGGAGAGCCGUGGGUGGAUGUACCUCGGGUUUGCAGUACUGUGGACGAGAUGGUGAACGCCAUGCCCAAACCGCGUAGCUCCUACCGACGGACGUACCUCCGCACAGACAUCAGUCCUCACCGACCGCUACAGUCGUACGCUGGUAGCUACGGGAACGGUCUGUAUGGCAGACUUGAAAUCUCUGUCAGCAAUGACACAAGAAACGCUCUAAACCUUGACUAUGGGGAACAAGGAAUGUACCGACUUUUCCCCACGCAAAAACUGGAUGAAUUUUAUCUCGACGCAAAAACCGGCCCUCUUUGGUUCACCACGCGCGCGGAUGAAUACAUACGCUGGGGACCAAUCCUCGUUUCUUUCAACAGCACCAAACAAGAACGCGAGGCGGAGCGAGCUCAGAGGAAAGAGAAUGAACCUCAAGCUGAGGACGGUGGAAGCGAGGAAGAGAGUGAGGAGAGUGAGGAUAAUGAAGACGACGAAGAAGAUGAGGAUAGGAUCAGCGGAAUCGCCAUUCCAAGCUUUGAUCGCACGCUGACGCCGAUCUUCCGAAGGGACUUUGUUUUGAAGCAAGCCUUUAAAGACGUCCAAGAAUCUCAUUAUGAAGAGUGCAGUGGAGCCUCAGCUGUCACUAUUCCAUUUUUAGUUCUAGCUCUAACUGCUUGCCUCAAUUUCAUUUCACAUCGAUUGUGACUCUCUAUACAUUUUUCAUUUCUUAACUCUCCUUGACACUCCUAUAAAUUCCUUUCUCUGAUCUUACUGGAAAGACUUGAAACGUCCUAAACUCUCACGUAAAUUCCCACCGUGGCCUAAUUACCAACGUUGUCUCCUCUAAUGGUUGUACCUAAAAAUAUGUUCAGUGUUGAAUGUAACUUGUUAUUAAUAGACUAACGGUCACAUGAUUAAUCGAUAUUUACAGAGAAAAACAUGUAGUUUCAAAUAAUAUCGGCAUUAGCUUAUAGAAGUCAGAUAUAUCUAAGCCUGGGAGAUGACGGUGUUGUACAUCAAAACGAGGCUGACGGAAUCCAGCAACUGGCUGCCAUGGAGCGAUACUGAAUCUGCUUUGGUUCAUUCAGUCUCCAGGCUUGGAAAGAUUACAAGUCAUUGUUCACAAAAAGGACAGUGGAGUUUUAACAGCGGAAAAGAUGUCACCGUGGGUAGGGUAUGAGAACACGACAUGAGAUGCAAUCGUGCAUAUCCUAUAUUAACACGAAAUAAAUAUUCUACCAUUAACAGGUGGUGUGUUAGCACAAAAUUUCAUCUUGGGUGAUAGAGUGCAGAGAUCGGGAGAGACAAGCUAGGCUGUGGACAGGGUAUGUGAACAAGAGAUGAGGUUUCACCAUGGCGGUGGUGUGUUAACAUAAGGUUCCACCCGGACAGAGUACUAGCCUGGGAGCCCAUGGGUAAACAUACGUCCACCAUGGGAAUCGUGCGUAACUAUCACACAGCAAUCCAACAUGGGGUCCUUGUGUUGAGCGAAAUUGAAGUUGAGCUUCAAGGUCACUGAGAUGGAGUAGGUCGCUGUGUCGUGGACAGAGCCGCUGAUGUACAACACUCGAUGGUCCAAGAUUACAAUGGGAGAUUGAUCUGACAUGCGCAUUAGAGUAUCAGUACACUUGCAGUGUUAUACCUGUAUCUCAGAAAUAAUAAGAUCAUAAUUAUUCAGUAACAAAAAAUUAUUCUAUAUUCUACACCACAUAACUACAAAAUCCAGAUAAAUAUUUGUAAAUCACAUUUACCAUUAUACAAUAUAUUUAAUUACUUAUUUUGCUAUUUGAUUAAAAAAAUAUGUGCAAACAAAGGUAACGAUAUACCCAAAGUGUUUGAUUCCUUAAAAAACAAAACAAAAACAACACUUGCAUGAAACAAAGAUCUCUAAUACUUUUAUGUGUGUUUUUCGUAUGCUGUGGGAUUCGUUGUGUUUUAUUAUUUUCCCUUCUUGAUUCAUCCAGUAAAAAAUGCCUGUUUGCAUAAAUAUGUAUAUUAUAGGUUCUUUGAAUAUUAUAGGUUGUUUAAACACAAUUAAAACCACAUAACAAACA